AUGCCGAGGAGGGAAAGAAGGUUGGGUGUCUCAUAUAUCACUAAUGACAAAGAGCGUGAUGUCACCUUCUUUAAGAGGCGGUUUGGUUUGUUCAAAGGUGCCACCGACCUCUCCGUCGUCACUGGCGCUAGGGUUGCUGUCAUCCUGGAGACGGAUAGAGGAAAAAUACACUCAUUUGGUACGCCAUCUGCUAAGCCCAUUGUUGAUGCUUUUUUGUCAGGAGCUCCACCAGCAGCUCCAUUUCUCGAUGAGGCAAAAGCUUCUAAGAUUGCAUUACUGCAAUCUAAGGUGGCUCAGCUGGACAUGAAGAGUGCGAUGGAGGAUAAGAGAAACAAACUAUCCAUCCAACGUAUGAAGGAGAUCCAAGAUGAGAAUCCAGGGAUGGAGGCAAACCUUAUCUUCUCAAAGGAAGAAGAUCUCUGUCUAGAAGAUCUUAACAAGCUCUUCAAUGAACUAUCAAGGGCCCAUGAGGACAUUACAAGCCGACUACCUCCAUUGCAUCAUGGCCUCGAUGCAAAAAAUGGUGGCCUGAGCAUGAAAAGGAACAUGCUACCACCAAGAGAGCCAAAGUUGAAUGCCAUCCGGCAAAACAGUGACUACCCCAAGAUGACAUCCAGUGAAGUGCUUAGUGAAAUUAUUGCCAUGGAUAUCUCCAAGAAUAAUGCCGAUGUGCUUGUUGCUCUUCCCCACAAUGCACACAAGAACAAUCUUUUCUUGAAGUCCAAGGUGUCGGAAGAAAGUGAAAGUGAUGAGGACCCAAUGGAUUGGGUGCCUGAAGACAUCAAGUAA
This is a messenger RNA of Lolium rigidum, 789 nucleotides long. Its product is annotated as MADS-box protein AGL71-like. The transcript has 2 exons. Gene Ontology annotation, molecular function: protein dimerization activity; RNA polymerase II cis-regulatory region sequence-specific DNA binding; DNA-binding transcription factor activity, RNA polymerase II-specific. The coding region runs from base 1 to 789 and encodes 262 amino acids. NCBI's taxonomy places the organism in Eukaryota, Viridiplantae, Streptophyta, Magnoliopsida, Poales, Poaceae. The record is from RefSeq and is a predicted model, not a curated record. Gene Ontology annotation, biological process: regulation of transcription by RNA polymerase II.